GGGGAGACAAACGAGCCGCAUGGUAGAAUUGGUCGUUUACGGGAUCCAGCUUUACCGUCCCUCUCUAGGUCAGCUCUAUCACCGUCCCUCUCUAGGUCAGCUCUGUCACUGUCCCUCUCUAGGUCAGCUCUGUCACCGUCCCUCUCUAGGUCAGCUGUGUCACCGUCCCUCUCUAGGUCAGCUGUGUCACCGUCCCUCUCUAGGUCAGCUCUAUCACCGUCCCUCUCUAGGUCAGCUGUGUCACCGUCCCUCUCUAGGUCAGCUGUGUCACCGUCCCUCUCUAGGUCAGCUCUAUCACCGUCCCUCUCUAGGUCAGCUGUGUCACCGUCCCUCUCUAGGUCAGCUGUGUCACCGUCCCUCUCUAGGUCAGCUGUGUCACCGUCCCUCUCUAGGUCAGCUGUGUCACCGUCCCUCUCUAGGUCAGCUCUAUCACCGUCCCUCUCUAGGUUAGCUCUGUCACUGUCCCUCUCUAGGUCAGCUCUGUCACCGUCCCUCUCUAGGGCAGCUCUAUCACCGUCCCUCUCUAGGUCAGCUGUGUCACCGUCCCUCUCUAGGUCAGCUGUGUCACCGUCCCUCUCUAGGUCAGCUCUAUCACCGUUCCUCUCUAGGUCAGCUCUGUCACCGUCCCUCUCUAGGUCAGCUCUGUCACCGUCCCUCUCUAGGUCAGCUGUGUCACCGUCCCUCUCUAGGUCAGCUCUAUCACCGUCCCUCUCUAGGUCAGCUCUAUCACCGUCCCUCUCUAGGUCAGCUCUGUCACCGUCCCUCUCUAGGUCAGCUCUGUCACCGUCCCUCUCUAGGUCAGCUCUGUCACCGUCCCUCUCUAGGUCAGCUCUGUCACCGUCCCUCUCUAGGUCAGCUCUGUCACCGUCCCUCUCUAGGUCAGCUCUGUCACCGUCCCUCUCUAGGUCAGCUCUAUCACCGUCCCUCUCUAGGUCAGCUCUGUCACCGUCCCUCUCUAGGUCAGCUCUGUCACCGUCCCUCUCUAGGUCAGCUCUAUCACCGUCCCUCUCUAGGUCAGCUCUGUCACCGUCCCUCUCUAGGUCAGCUGUGUCACCGUCCCUCUCUAGGUCAGCUCUAUCACCGUCCCUCUCUAGGUCAGCUCUAUCACCGUCCCUCUCUAGGUCAGCUCUAUCACCGUCCCUCUCUAGGUCAGCUCUGUCACCGUCCCUCUCUAGGUCAGCUCUGUCACCGUCCCUCUCUAGGUCAGCUCUAUCACCGUCCCUCUCUAGGUCAGCUCUGUCACCGUCCCUCUCUAGGUCAGCUCUGUCACCGUCCCUCUCUAGGUCAGCUCUGUCACCGUCCCUCUCAAGGUCAGCUCUGUCACCGUCCCUCUCUAGGUCAGCUCUGUCACCGUCCCUCUCUAGGUCAGCUUUCAUGUGCUGA
Messenger RNA from Procambarus clarkii (red swamp crayfish), 1383 nucleotides. Lineage: Eukaryota; Metazoa; Arthropoda; Malacostraca; Decapoda; Cambaridae. The record is from RefSeq and is a predicted model, not a curated record.